CGCGAAAUUGUCUGACAAUUGAAAUUGAUAUAUCAGGUUUUUUUUUGGGGUUGCCACUGACAUGAAUAUCGACACACAGGUGACGGUCGUUGUCGGUGGAUGUGUAUAAGUGUGUAUUUUGAGCGAAUGUGUGAUUGUUUGUAUGUGUCGUUCUCCCAGUUUGUCUAUGCUCUGCGAACUUGCACUUAUCCUUGUAUCAGAAGUUAUAUGACGCACACACGCAAAGCGCUUCGAACAAACUAAAACAAAGAGAGUAAAGGCACGGUAAAUAGAACAACACAAGACAUCUAGAUAGAGGGCGUGCGCAUGAUGAAUGACCAAUACACACAUUGAACAGAGUGUAUUGGAACGUAGUUGUAGAGCAUACAGCAGCAGCAGAGUCAACAGCAAUAAUUGCUGUAGAGUAUCACAAGCACUUCAAUAAACGGCGCACACAGUUCAACAAAAGUGCUCAAAAUGAACGGAGAUGAGAAGUAAAAACGAAAAAAAAACAGUAGCAAAAACAAUACCAACGAAUCAUUUAGCGAACAGAAAAAGUUAGUGAAACAAAUCAUCAUUUUUGUGCAAAAUUUGUUGGUUAUUCUUUUUUUUCUCCAUUUGACCGUGGUCUUGGUUCAGUUUGAAUAUCUCUUUUCAAAAUUCAUUCUCAGUGUCAGUCGAUUAUACACUUCGUUCUUCUUUUUUUUUCCUUCAUACAUACACAUACACACACACACAUUGCAUUGGUAUUUGUAUUUUCCAUUCAAAAUUCAGUGGCAUAGACAGUGCAGUAUGUGUACAUAACACCGAAUACACACAGAAAAAUCUGCUGAGAAGCUGCGAUCAGUGGAAUGAAAUAGAAAUAAAGAGAAAAAAAAUAUUAAUGUUUAUUGUGCGUCGAAACAACUUGGUUAUUUUGAUAUACAUAUACGUACGGUAAAAUAGCAGAAGCUAAACAUUAUCAUCAUCUCACCAACAACGAAAUCAAAUACAGACAUUUUUUUUUAAAUUUCUCGUGUAAAUGAGAAGGAGAGAAAGAGAGAGGCAAGUAGAAGAUCAGAAAAAUCAGAACUGACACAAGCGGGGAGAAGCAAGAUGAAAAAUAUAGAACAAAAACAAGCGGAAUAAGAUAAUGUACAGCCAGUUGAACGAAAACUAUGUAGUAGACAUAGAGAGCGUGUGUGAAAAUAUACGACUAUGAAAUAGACACAAGAGUGAGAAUUGCAAAAAACAAAACGAAGAAGAAGAAGAAGAAAAAUACAAAACGAGCGAACGAAACGAAGAAUUUACAAAUAAAAUAGAAUUAGGAAACUCAAAACGAAGUUGAGCAUUCGUAUGAACUGGUGUCUGUUUAUUUGUGCAGUGGAAUUUACGAAUCAAAAGCGGAAUCAAUGAAAUUCUUACAAAUCUCUGCACUUCAAACUAACCUGUUAUUGCUUGAUGUGUUAAGAAAAGAAGCAAAAAAAAAGCCAACACAUAGCCAUAGAAUCAACGAGAAAAUCAAGUGCAGUAUCGUGUGCUGUCAUUCAAUGUGGCUUCUGUGAAUUUUCUACUUUCGGUGCGCGAGUAUCUCACCUAAUUUUAUCUCAUUACUUAAUAAUUGCAUAAAGAGUUGUUGUUUUUUUUCGGUGUAAAAAAGAGUGUUUUCUGAGACCCGCGAAAAAGAGAAAAAAAACUUCUGCCAAGAAUCAGAAUUCAUCACCAUCAUCAAUUUGUCGCCAACGCCAUAAUAAUAUAGAUGCGUGGUGGAUUCAGGUCCCGUAGUAAUGAACGAGUAAACCUACGGGAGAAAAUGAUGAACGACACAAUGAUGAAAUUGAUUGAAAGUCGUAGUAUGAUUUUCGAAUUGAAAUUGUGAUGAAAUAUACAAAGAGAACGAGAAUGAAAAAAUGAAACAGUGAUUGUAUCGAUUUUGAUGAACGAACCUCAAUUCAAACUCAAACACGAAAUCGAACAAAAUAAAAGACGUUGAACACCAAUGAGAAGCGAUUUCGUAAAAUAAAUACAGUGUUGUUUUUUUCGCCGAUUCUCUCCUUUUCGAACACACUACCGUGUUCAAGUGAAUUAAUAAUAAGUGAUAAUAAAAGCCGAACCGAAUGACAAAGUGUGUAAAAUCGCGCGCGAAACGAAAAGAAAAGCCACAGCGAUAAGAUAUUUUGUGCGCGGCGUCGGGCAAAUAAUGCACAUCUCAACAAAAUCAACGAAUUUAAGUUUUACGGUACCUGUUACGUCGCAGACACAACGUCAACAUCAACCAGUAUUAGAAUGCCGAAAUUUGGUGGCGCAACACAAUUCGGGGCAAAUCGGUGCAUCCGACGCAUUUGCUACUGCUGACUGUGAUACAGAGGAUGAGGUUAAUACUCUCUCACAUUGUGUGAUUUUAUGUUAAAACAAUUCUCGAUGAGCUUCAAAAUACAUGUAUAGCCGCUUCGCGAUUGUAGUGAAAAAUACACACAUUCAAAUAUAUAUGCAACAUAAGACGGAUGCAGUCGCUAGUAAAACUAUUGUGAAUGAAAAAUAGAACAGAAAUUAGAAAACACAAAACAACUGCAAGCACAUAAGCAACAUCAACAACAGCAGCAGCAGUAGUAGUAGCAGCUGCACACACACUGUGUUUAUUUCAGUAUUUUAAUUAGUUUUGGUUGUUUCGAAAGUAAUGUGUAACUUUUGGCAUUGCAGAUACCGGCAACCAUAUUGAACUUUCAUCAAUCAUCACAUCAGCUGUUUGUUGUGUCACACAUUUGGCAACGAGUUGAACAGCCAACAAUAUCAAUAAUAAUCGAUGUAAUGUAAUUUAUUCGAAUGAUAUAGAAAACAAAUGAUGGAACAUAAGCACACGCCAACCAGUCAAAUGAACUCAAUGAACUCGGAAAAGUUAUUAUCACAAAAUAUACAAUCAUCACAAAUUAUAUCAUCUAAUGCAAGUGCGACAAUAGGCACAUCGUACAAUAGCGAUGGCACAGCGUCUGGCGAUAAUAGAAAUGCAACAACUACGAUCUCGAACAUUACUGUAACACUGAGUCCAAAUUCAACGAUCUCUAGUACAAUGAAUGCGACAACAAUACAAAGCACGGCUAUGGCCACUGCCAGCGGCAGCAAUGGCGGUGGUGGCGGCGAAAAUAAAAGUGCAGCAACCGCAUCGAAUGCGUGCCAACCACGAUUACAUCCGAAAAAGCGUAAAUUCAAUAUCGCCGAUUUGGAAGAAAUUGAUCCAACAGUGCAUGCGACCAGUCACAAUCACAAUAGCAAUAAUAUCAACAACAACAACAACAACAACAACACCAUUAACACGAAUAAGAACAAUGGAAGCCAAAAUGGAACGGAUUCGAGUUUUGGUAACGGCGGAGGCGGUAUCGCUGGUGGUAUUGGUGCAUCCGUGUCAAUCAUCAAUCCUGUAUCCAUUCAUAGUGAUAUUACCGAUAAAGCAAACAACAACAAUAUGAGCUGGACAAUUUCCAAUGAUAAUGGUUUGAGAGCGAGCAACGCAAUCAUUGUGAACGUUGGCUCAACGCAGCAAACAAUUGCACGCCCAAUUGAACACACAUUGGUCGUCACAUCGAAUUCCCAUCUAAAUUCAGUCGUUCCGACGGCAAUUGUACACGAAGCAAAAGGAUCUCAUAGUCAAUUUAGUCAAAAUAGUCGAAAGACCGACAAUGGCUCAACGAAAACUGAUAGCGGUCCAUUAAUGAUAGUACGUAACGAGUAUCCAGUCAUUGCAUCACAUGAACAUUCUACGUCUAUAAAUUCAUCAAAUGCACCAUCGAAUAUACAUCACCGUUCGCCCCGCUCGAACGAACCACUCAAGUAUGGUGUGCAAUCCUCAUCGAUAAUACGCAUUGCACCGGCAGUGUCGGCAACGGUGGUGGCAGCAACCACAUCAUCAGCACCACCACCACCAGCAAAAAUGGCUGCAACGAUCGCCAACGAACAGCCACAGCUCGAUCUGAGCGAAUGGUGCAAUCAUCGUGUACUCGCCCGCCAAGAAGAUAUUUAUGUUGCGGGAAUUAUUCGUUCGGUUGACACAUCGAACACGAUUCUGGUGGAAUUCGAUUAUCCUGAAGGUACGCAGCAAUCGUAUUAUGAUGUUUUGGGAAACGGACGAUUUGAUAUAAUUAGCGAUGCAAGUCCAUCGGUUGGUGAUAUCAUGCACGGCACAAGAGUCGUAUGCUCAUCGCAAACCAAUCGCCAGGGACACACUUCGUUUAUCGAAGGUCAAAUUACACAAAUCUUAAAUGAUACAAAGCAAUUUGUGGUGCGCACCAUAGCCAGUGACCAAGUGAAAACCGUGAAACGUGCACAAAUCCGUCUUUUGCAACCGCCUUGGUGGGAUGAACUCAACGACAAUGACACAAACACUAUGAGUGAUAGUGCAUCAGCAUCAAGAGUUAUAACCGGCCAAGUGAAGUCAUUACAUGCCAUUGAACCGAAUAUGUACACGAAUACGAUGGCCGGAGCGGUUGCUGCUGCAGCAUCCAGCAAUACUCUCAAUCCAAAUGGCACUGUAAAUGCAACGAACCGAACCGUUAAAUAUGUAGCACCAUUACAGGUCCAUCACCUUCUUCCAACCGUACAGACAAGUGAAGAGCAUUACAGAACAGCGGCCACUUCACCGUUUACAUUGUCCAAUUCCAUCUCCGCCGAUGCCAUUCAAAAUGUGGGCUUACAUCAAGUGAAUGAAAAUCAAAUCCCACAGAUUAUAGUAUCGCAGCAAACGGCAAAUACAACCAUUCUGACAACAGCGCCGGGCGGUGCGACCAUUGAACGCGGAAUACCAGUAACCGAAGCGGAAAUGCGACGAUCACACCAACGGUCCUACGAUGAAUACGAAAGUGAUGAUGAGCUGAGACGCGAAGAUAUUAGCUUUACCAUAGAUGGAGAAAAACUGUCUGGUAGCAGUAAACGUAGCAGCGUACAAAGCCGUGGUAGUACUUCAAGUCUUAUUGAUAAUCGACUGACUCCCAGAUCUCAUGCUGCAACGCCACGUUCGCAAGCAGCAACACCACACAAAUUUAAUAAGGGUGAUGUGGUUCAGUCAGAGACUGGCGUUCGCAAAAAAUUCAAUGGAAAACAAUGGCGCCGAUUGUGUUCAAAUCCACAAUGCACAAAAGAAUCACAGCGUCGUGGCUAUUGCUCACGCCAUUUGAAUCAACGUGGUAAUGCCCUAAGAUCAUCGACAGGUCCAUCAUUCCAAAGCCGUUCAAGUAGUAAUACACAAGCUGAUGAGGAUACGUCUAGAGAAUCGGAAACAUCACCGAACUAUCGGGUAACAGGGCGCUUCGAUCAAGAGGAAACGGAUGUGGCAAACAUGUUGGUGUCUCUGAGCAGUUCACGUUCUGCGACACCAUCCUUUUCAUCGCCCACGAAUCAUGUGUCAUCACCGAUGAAUGCAAAUCAAUCGCCAGUGACGGUUGGUAAUCGCCAAAAUUUGUUCAUGCCAAUUGGCAGUCCUGCUGCUCAACAACCACAGCAACAGUAUAGUACGACACCGAGUCCAAUUUCGUACAGUUUGAAUUCGUCGCAAGUUAUUCGGCCGGAAUCACUUCGUCCACAAAUUGUAACUCAAUCGCAUCACUCACAAUAUCAGCAGCAGCAGCAGCAACAACAGCCACAGCAAGUGUCUCAAAUCGCGGCGCCAUCAAUCACCGUGACAUCACGGAAUAUAAUGAGCACUGGACAAAUCAAAGCUCCCCAAACACACGUAGCGCCCGCGAUGAAUUCAACACCAAAUGCCCAGACUAGCGUGAUUCGAAUUUCACCAGCAUCGUCCGCUUCUUCCAUAAUCGCAAAUAAUUCUGUGCACACGGCAUAUCAGCCAUUUCAUCCCGAGCAUGUGCCAGGAAUUGUAACGAAUUCGGGUCCCGUGAUUCUAACGACCGCGUCGAUUGCAUACAACAAUGGAACUGGUUCCGCAGUGAAUGAACAUGCAACCAUUCCAAAAAACGGAAUUAAUUCGGGGUCAGUUCAUUCAUGGACAACGCUAUUGCCAUUAAUUGACGCCCCGAAUAAAAAUCAGAAAACCACAACCAUUACAACGUCACACGUGAAACCCGAAUCAGCUAAUGUUCCAGCAUCGCAUGAUGAUCCAGACGAUGAUCAAAUCGAUGAUGAUGUGUUUGAGCAGCCAUCAGCUAAUGAUAUCAAUAACAUAGCAUCGCGACAAGCGGCCGUAAAUUUUCAGUAUCCCCAUCAAAGCCAACACUACCAGCCACAGUCAAACAUAGACGUAGAUAGACGAAAUAAUAGCUUAAAUACCGUCGAACGAAUGGACACAACGGAUGGAAAUUUUCAGCCACAAGUGAUGUCAUCUUCGAAUGUCACCAUGGCAACCAAUUCAGUUUUAACCAAUGCCAAUGGAAAUAAUAACGGUGAUGCUGGCACCGAGGCCGGCAACAAUUCCGGAUCGAAUCAACUGAUUGUGGGCAAUGUCAUGAUUCAAAACAGCCCGAUUAUUUUGAAAAGUCCUGCCGAAACGAUUGCCGCAGCAAAGCGUCGUACACAAUCGUGUAGUGCUGCUCUGCAGCAAGGUGGAAAUGGACCGCCAUCGGCAAAAGAGCCCCAAAGUCCGGCGACAAAGCAGAAAGAACCGAAAAUUCGUCGACCAAUGAAUGCAUUCAUGAUUUUCUCCAAGAGACACCGCGCAAUGGUUCAUCAAAAGCAUCCAAAUCAAGAUAAUCGUACGGUUAGUAAAAUUCUUGGCGAAUGGUGGUAUGCACUAAAACCAGAGGAAAAGAAUCGAUAUCACGAGCUGGCGAGUGAGGUAAAAGAGGCGCAUUUCCGUACUUAUCCCGAGUGGAAAUGGUGUUCGAAAGACCGUCGAAAAUCUUCAAGCUCUGGCAAAGAUGGUCGCGGUCGCACCGAUUCAAUUGAUGGCAUGGAUGAAAUCAGCCCAAACACACCAUCAGAGCACUAUCAAGGUGUUGAUUUACCGGUCAGCUCAUUCGCAAUGCCAUCGAAUCAUGACGAACCCGACCCAGCCAUGGACACAUCUGAACCACACACUUUUGCUAUUCCAGUUUCGGCUGCCAGCUUCAGUGUUAAUACGGCUGCCCAUGUGGAACCAGCUAUUGAAGUGAACAAUGAACCACAGGAUGAGUCUAUGUCAGACGAAGAACCGAUGGUGAUUGCUGAAGAAGAAGCACCAAGUGCCAAGGAAACCCAUGACAUCGAUUUAAAAUGUGCCGAAAAAGUAACCGACUCAGACAAUGAAGAUAAUGCGGAAUCAAUCGAAAGCAAAAUAAAGAAGGAACCCUUGGCGAACGAUGGUCAGCAAGAAGGAAAUGGUGCCCGUGAUUUUACUUGCAAACCAAAAGCGAUAAAGCCACAGCGACAAAACAUUGAAAGUCCCUUGCUAAACUAUCAACAGAUGUAUUUAAAUGCAUACUCUCCGAAAAAUCCAUCUGGAAUUUUGCCAUUUCAGCCAACUGCCGGCGGUGCAUUCAAAACCAUGCCGAUCAGUCCAAAGGACACAAAACCGAUACUGACAGCAGGUGGAGUCAUUGUAACGGAAAGUGAAAAUCAGGGUGACGUAAAACCAUCACCGCCCACAGUAUUUACUUUCACCAACGCAUCAUUAACCAGCAGUGGUGGAGACGGCGAUGUUGAUACAAAGCAGGAAGCGGUCGAUAGUGAAAUUGACGUGAAACCCUCGAUUCCUUCGCAUGUCAACAACAUUCAAUUGAGUAAAGCCGAAAUCACCAUAGUUCCGACAACAACAAACACACUCUCAUCUUCAUCAUCAUCAUCUUUCAUCAAAUGUGUAUCACCAAAUGUAUUAAUCGGCGGAAAUAAUACGAAUAAUAAUAGUUAUGUUGUGUUCGAAGCGAUUUACUAUGAUACCGGUUCGAAUGGUGUGCAAAAUCACUCGAAUCAAUUCGUUGUGGCCAAAGUGAAAAAUAAUCAUGUAACCAACGAUACGACGAUGGUUACAAAAAACGAAACCAGUGUUGCGCCAUCGAUUUUGGUAACAUCUGUUUCAUCGCCCUUAACCUCAGUGUUGCAAUGUAAUAAUACAUCAUCAUCAACAUCGUUGUCGUCGUCGUCGUCAUUGCAUAACGGUACAAUCGUUAAAAAACCCGGAAUCAUUUUAUUAACGCAAGCUUCGCUCAGUAAAUUGCUCAGUGCAAACGAUUUGAAUGUGAUUAACAAUAAUUCGAACACAAACACAGCCAAUCAUGCUCAUUCCCAUCAAAAUGAUACUAACAUUCGUAGCAAGUGCAAUUUUGCCAUUACUAAUUCAACUAAUCCAAAUUCAUCACAAAAUAAUAAUCAUUUAACAUCCGUUCUGAUGAUAAAUUCCACGUCCACGAUAGAAACGACCGGCGGAAUUGUAACGUUGACCUCGUCAACUGGAUCGAUGCAAUCAGCUCCCAAUCGCGAUACAACCGAUGAAAAUGGCAAGAACAACAAUCAACAGGUUUUAUCAAGCCGAAAUCUGCCAGCCACACCGAAAUCAAUGACCGAGCCGCAACACGUCACUGAACACUAUUCAUCUGCAAUUCGGUCAGAUAAUGAGGAUGCCAUGGACAACGAAACGAUUGGAGAUGAUGAAAAAACUGAAUACGAAUAUGGUGAAGACUAUGAUGAUUCAACGUCGGCCGACAAUCAACAAAGAUUUAUACUGGCACCGACGCCCGCCCAACUCGGCCGAGCUCCGUUACAGAGACGUUUGGGCAGUCUGGUUGGUGGAGACGCAAACAGUCAACCACAAAUUGUCAGCAACGAAGCCACUUUGCCCAAUACACAACCAAUAAUUCCGACACCAACUUCAGUGCCAUCCGCAUUGCCAACGCCAAAUUCAGCUGUCAUGGACGAUUCACAACAAUUGUCACCGAACAUGCAGAAGAAAUCAAUGUUCAAAAAAGGCAAAGGCGAAGAUUUAAACAAACGUGUCAUUUUUAGUGUUUUGCGGCAAGUGGAUUUUGAGAAAAAGUUUCAAACAUUGCCACGAUUCAAACCGGAAGAUUGUCAGUCGCCAAGUGCUAUAUCAGUGCCAUCUUCACCGCGUGUAUUCUCGCAGAACUAUCGCAAAAAGGCUCAACCGCAACAACAGCAUCAGCCACCACAUUCAGCCAAAUCAUUUUAUGAAGAUGACCAACAACCAAACAGUGCAAUAUCCACGGCCACACCACCCGCUGUGGUUGGUAACCGAUUUUUCGGGCCCGAUUUUAACAUUGAACAAGUCAAAGAUUUGAACACAAAUGAAGAUCGUUCACCACGUACACCGCGAACGCCAAUUCAAUCGCUUGGAAGUGCCAACAACGCGGCACCUCGUUCAUCACAGGACGUGGCCGCUGAGAAAGGACACCGCAAAACAUUGGAACAACGUCGUCAGCUUGUCAUGGAACUUUUCAAUACAUCAGGAAUGUUCCCUAGCUCAAAAGACACAACUGAAUUUCAGAUGAAGCACAGUGAUAUAUUUCCAAACAAGCAGAGUUUGCAGCUGAAAAUUCGUGAGGUUCGUCAGAAAUCGAUGAGUCAGCCAGGUUUCACGCCUGGUCCACAAUCGGCCGGACCAAUAACGCCAUGUGAAUCGAUUGCUGCUACACCGACAUCAACAACAUUGUCAACCACAAAUUCAAUAGAUGAUCAACAAUCCCAAAAACAAUCAAAUCAACCAUAAAAAAACACUUGGUUUAUCUACAACAACUUUUACCCAUCCCGUCAUCUGAAUAAAGAGAAACACGCAUUGUAAGAGACCCAAACGGCUUUCAGCUAAUUGUAAAUAAUGGAGCAAGAAAAAAACACACACGAAACCAAUCUCAAUCGAAAACGUAUGAUUGCAUCAUUGCGAUUAUUUUGCCGAAUGGAUUGUGCGUAUGCCUCAUUUGAGGCACAAAUCAUGAAUUUACAUUGAAAAAGAUUAUUAAAUGGAAACAAAACAAAAAAACAAUUGUUGAUAUAAGCUAAAUGUGAUUGCGUGAUUAGAAUUCUAUGCAUAUUUUCAGUGCGUCACACUCUGAAUUUAAACAAAAUAUUUUUUAAAAAAACACUAUACUAACUCCUUCCCAUCCCUUUUUCGGAUAAAUUCAAAAAGGAUGGCGAACCAUUUCAUUUUAUCCCAAUAACGACUUUUUUUUUUAAUUUGAAAAUACUUUUGUUUUAAACUUCUUUUUUUUUAAAUAAUUCUUCUAAACAAAUCUUUUAUCAAUUAUAAACGAGAAAAAAAGAAACUUUUAUUUACAUAAAUUGUGAGAGAAAAAAAAGGCAAAUGUUAUUUGUAAAGCAAUUUCAUUUAAGCAUCGUAGAGGAUACAACCACAAAUACAAUCUGUUACUACACUAGAUAUCGUUUAAGCCGGCAAAAUGCCAUCAAAUUUUAUCGAUUAACUCACACACAUACAUACACAAAGUAAAAACAAA
Sitodiplosis mosellana (orange wheat blossom midge) is the source of this 10337-nucleotide messenger RNA. It is a transcript of the gene cic, whose product is annotated as putative transcription factor capicua. The transcript is spliced from 22 exons. Gene Ontology annotation, biological process: regulation of transcription by RNA polymerase II. Lineage: Eukaryota; Metazoa; Arthropoda; Insecta; Diptera; Cecidomyiidae. Gene Ontology annotation, molecular function: RNA polymerase II transcription regulatory region sequence-specific DNA binding; DNA-binding transcription factor activity, RNA polymerase II-specific. The record is from RefSeq and is a predicted model, not a curated record. The coding region runs from base 2798 to 9598 and encodes 2266 amino acids. Gene Ontology annotation, cellular component: nucleus.